Molecule: messenger RNA, 6468 nt
Organism: Grus americana (Whooping crane)
Lineage: Eukaryota; Metazoa; Chordata; Aves; Gruiformes; Gruidae
Product: cytochrome P450 1B1
Exons: 3
Coding region: 2549-4198 (549 amino acids)
Biological process (GO): hormone biosynthetic process; progesterone metabolic process
Molecular function (GO): steroid 17-alpha-monooxygenase activity; heme binding; iron ion binding
Source: RefSeq, a predicted model, not a curated record
AAGAGUUUAUUUAAUGAAGAAUGGCUUGAAUCACUCUAUAAACGGUAAACAAUUUGUUCAAGCUCUGUACUGAAGCAAUCCCAGGAUAAAGUAACUCCUGGACUCAUGCCUUAAACUGAACUCGCAGCUCACGACAGUGGAAAUGCGCUCCUUCCUCUGUACUGCCUGCUAGCAGCCAGGAAACAAUCCCACUUGCAGUAUGAUGCUGAGAAAAGUCGUCAGUGGGAUGCAAAGCGUGCAGUGCGCCGGACUCACUCACUGAACGGAGGAGAAACAGUAAGGUGGGUGCAGGGCCACUUGUAGCAGAGACAAGAAAUGGCACAUCAUGUCACCUACGGCAACCCCAUGCUGAGGUGUUCUUCCUCUUACCAAUUGCAACCAGAGUUUGGCCACCUUGAGGACACUAUUUCUUUAUGAGUUCAGAUUUACGUGGGAGCUGGCAUGGAAUCUGUUCUGCUCGCUCCAAAGUAAAUAGCAAUCUCUCACUUUAGCGGCAAUACAAUUAGUUUAAGUGUUGCAUCGAAUAAAGGAUUUAGGGACUAACAAGAGCUGUAAUGCCUGGGUUUUAGGCAACUGGUCACCACUGUCACCAGGAAAAAGGCAAGUUUACCUGCUGGCAAUGGCAAAUGCCCAGCACUAUAAUCCAGAGCUCAGGUAACUGAUCCAAACUAGUCCUUACCACCCAGAUCCAGUGCCCGGAACACAUGUUGCAGAGGGAAGCCCAUGUCUCUUCUUUGACAGUGUGACUGUUGAAGGAGGGAAGGGUGGCCAUCAGAGUGGGACAGGCCACUUAGCCACAGCUGAGUGGUUACAGCAUGUGAAAUUUGGUUCCAGCCUUAUGAUGGUGAUGGAGAGGCCAAACCACCUAGUCUCUCCCCAGGCUAGCUCUAACCUUAAUGCCAUAGGGAUGGAGCUAUCUUUGCUCCUCUUUGAAGCUGGGCCAUGUGCUGGGCUGGACUGCAGGAUCCAACCCCAGAGAUGGGGCUGAGGGGAGGGAAGCUCAUUUUUUCUGGCACUGCUCGGAAAAAGUGGUUUUGACACCUCUGCCACUUGGCAAUGACAGGAAGAAGCACAGCGUGCUCUGAGGCACACAGAGAGGUACAGUUGAUGCUAGUCUGAGCAAGAGGUCAUACUGCUGACUGGAGGAGCCCAGGACAGUGCCGACAGCCGGGAUUGCAGUUCUUAGCAAAGGCAGAAGCAGCAGCUAGGCCAGGCCUGGGACCACACCCUGAGCUGCGCUGAGUCCCAGCAUCUAAUUUUGUCUAAUCCCUAAUUGCUACCAAAACACCUUCUUUUCUUCUCGUGAUGUGACUGUAGAAAAUCUGAAAUAAAUGUCAUAUUUUUAAAUUUUGCUUGAUAGAGCAAAAACGACGACAACAAAGCAAGAGCGUUCUGAGUUGCUAAAGAACAGACUCCUUGACGCCUGGGGGUUUUGCAGCCCCGGUUCCCCCGGGGCGCCGGAAAGCCCGGGGGGGAGCUUGGAGCAUCGCACCCGCAUGACCCUCGCCAGCCCUCCCGGGGCGGGCGGAGAUGCCAGGUUUAAGAGUAAAAAAGCGCCAUGAGCAGGAGAGAAGCGAGUGCAGGGCGGGGGCGAGGCUGGAGGGUAGCGGGGCCGGCCGGGGUGCGAGCUGCCCGGCGCUUCCCUGCCUCCUUCCCCCCCGAGCCGGUGUCAGGUAUUGCGAGGAGGGGUAGGGGCCCGGGGAGGAGAUGGCUGGAGGCUUUCCAGCCCCGGCUCACGCAAUGCAAACUCCGCACGCAACGGGGAGGCGACAGGCGGAGGAGGGGAAGCUCUCCGGCUUCCUCAGCCCCCAAGAUGCAGGCGAGACUUUGCCUCCCGACAGAGAGGGCUGCGAGCCCGCCCGCCACCCCGCUCCCCUCGCGGCACCUCCUCCGCUAAAACUUUUGGCCCCGGCCAUAAAAGCAUCCGCGGCUCAGCCGCUCCACUUGGCGAGGGCCCAAGGGCAGCUGGCAAAUAGCUGCGACCCCUCAAGCCAGGGGAAGGGCCAGGCAGCGGCGAUUUGUUAGCGGGGCUAACUGCGGCACGCCCGCACCGCACCGCGCACCGCGGAUGCCGGCGGAUUUAAAGCCGCGAGUACCAAUGCCAGGCGCCCAGCCGCGGCUGCUCCGGCUCCAGCUCAGCCUGGGGGCAGCGGCCCGUCCGCCCCGCGCCCUCUGAGCCGCUCGCCUUCACUCCUUGCAGCGGGCUGGGGUGGCCUCGUCCCGUCCCCGCAGGCCAGCAGGGAGGUGGGUGGGAGAGGGCGGCAGCUCGCUCGCUCCCGGUCCGCGGAGCCGCACCGGGCAGGUGGCUGCCGGCGGGGCGAGCUCCGAAGGGUUAAAGCGCUGGGAAGGUGAUAAUAACUCUGCACUGGGAUCGGGUGUAAUUGGCAUUUGCCUGCACAUGACCUGCCAAGCUCCGGGUGACAGGAACCGGGGCUCCUAAUGAGUUUCCCAGAGGUUGGGAUCUGAACGUCGCCGCUCUCCUCCCGGGGCCGCCCGUUAGAGCUGCCGUCGGCUGCCCGGCUCCUCUCCAUCCUCCCCGAGGUCUCCGAUGGAAGCGGCGUGCAACAGCAUGGCCCUCGAGAGGCUCGGGGAAGCCCUGCGCGGCAUCCCCCCCUUGCAAAGCUCCCUGCUACUCCUCCUCUGCCUGCUCGCCGCCAUCCACCUGGGCAAGUUCCUCCUGCAGCAGCAGCAGCGCCGGCGGCAGGGCCAGCGCCGGGCGCCGCCGGGCCCCUUCCCCUGGCCUCUGAUCGGCAACGCGGCGCAGCUGGGCAGCGCCCCGCACCUCUCCUUCGCCCGCCUGGCCAGCACCUACGGCGCCGUCUUCCAGCUGCGCCUGGGGCGCUGGCCCGUGGUGGUGCUGAACGGGGAGCGCGCCAUCCGCCAGGCCCUCGUCCGCCAGGGGGCCGCCUUCGCCGGCCGCCCGCCCUUCCCCUCCUUCCAGCUGGUGUCGGGCGGGCUCAGCCUGGCCUUCGGCGGCUACUCGGAGCUCUGGAAGCUGCACCGCCGGGCGGCGCACGCCACGGUGCGCGCCUUCUCCACCGGCAGCCCCGCCACCCGCCGCCUGCUGGAACGGCACCUGGUGGGCGAAGCGCGGGCGCUGGUGGCGCUGCUGGUACGCGGCAGCGCCGGCGGCGCCUUCCUCGAUCCCUCGCGCGUCCUGGUGGUGGCCGUGGCCAACGUGAUGAGCGCCCUGUGCUUCGGCCGCCGCUACAGCCACGGUGACGGCGAGUUCCUGCGCCUGGUGGGGCGCAACGAGCAGUUCGGGCGGGCGGUGGGCGCCGGCAGCCUGGUGGACGCGCUGCCCUGGCUCCAGCGCUUCCCCAGCCCCGUGCGAGCCGCCUACCGCGCCUUCCGCGACCUCAACCGCGACUUCUAUGGCUUCGUCCGCGGCAAGUUCCUGCAGCACCAGCGCAGCCUGCGCCCGGGGGCCGCCCCCCGCGACAUGAUGGACGCCUUCAUCCGCCUGCAGCGGGAGCAGCCGCGGCUGCAGCUCGAGCACGUGCCCGCCACCGUCACCGACAUCUUCGGCGCCAGCCAGGACACCCUCUCCACCGCCCUGCAGUGGCUCCUCAUCUUCCUCAUCAGGUAUCCGAAUGUGCAGGCUAAAAUGCAAGAAGAAGUGGAUAGGAUUGUUGGAAGAGAACGUCUGCCAUGUGCUGAAGAUCAGCCUCACUUGCCCUACAUCAUGGCUUUCUUGUAUGAAUCCAUGCGUUUCAGCAGCUUUGUGCCUGUUACUAUCCCACAUGCCACCACAACCAACACCUUCAUAAUGGGCUACCUCAUUCCCAAGGACACAGUGAUUUUUGUUAAUCAAUGGUCAGUGAAUCACGAUCCAGCAAAAUGGUCCAACCCAGAGGAUUUUGAUCCAACAAGGUUCCUGGAUGAGAAUGGAUUCAUCAAUAAAGAUCUUACUAGUAGCGUGAUGAUUUUCUCAUUGGGAAAACGUCGGUGUAUUGGAGAGGAGUUAUCCAAGGUGCAGCUGUUUCUCUUUACCUCCAUACUGGUCCAUCAGUGCAAUUUUACUGCUAAUCCAAACGAGGACCCUAAAAUGGACUUUACCUAUGGGUUGACCAUUAAACCUAAGCCAUUUACCUUGAAUGUUACACUUAGAGAUACUAUGGAUUUGCUUGAUCAGGCUGUCCAAAGACUGCAAGCAGAGAAAGCAGCCAAUGAAAAUCAGCUGUCAGCAAAUGCCUAAGCAACCAACCUUGCAUCUAAAGAUAAUCCCUCUCUCUCUUUUUAGACUUAAAUAAGUUACAGUUUGUUCUGGUGAUCGUUUUGGAAAAUAGCCAAUAUUACAAGUUAGAAGAGCAGGAAGGAAAACUGCACAAGGUAUAAUUCAGUCCUCUUUUUAAUUCUAAAAGGAGAGCCAAGGGAACAAUUUAAUAUAUUAAAUGAUAAGACAUAUGCAAUUUGAAAGUAAGCCUUUUCUAGCUUGUUCACAGAAGUCGCCAUUGUAAAGAGCUUUUUAUCUACUGACUGGUUGGAGCAUCUCCAGGAACUGUUUGUACAAUCCUUUCUAUGUCUCCAUGCGCUAUGCCUUAAGUCUAAGUUCACCUUCAGUGACUCCAUAUCCCAAAGUGAAAUAUCUUAUUAAGAAAAAAAAAAAAAGGAAAAAAAAGGAAGGGUUGCUCAGAACACUGCAGCCUGCCUCUGAAUUCACUCUACUGGAAACUGCGAUAGGCACAUGGCAGCUCCUGCGUUGUGAUUGCCAGGAUGUAUAUUAAUGCCUUAAUAAUAAACUUUCAAAUGAUUUUGGCAAAAUGACAAUGUAAAGUCUUGCCUUUAGCAUUCCAAGGUGUUUUCACAUUCGAAAAUAAAAUUUAUAUUUUAUAUGAGAAUGAACAGAAUAUCCUAAUGUAGUAACUUUUCAUUAAGUUUGGAAAGAUCAGAUUUGAUAUGUCACCAAAUGGCAAAAGGUAAUAUAAACCAUACGCUAAUCUCUUCAUUAGCAUAUUCAUGAACAAAAUAGAUAUUCAAAUUAGAAAAUUUUAUAAAGGUAUAGCUGAACUUUGUAUUUCUCUAGUAAAGAGUUAAUAUCCCUGUCCCUAGGCACAUCGGUAAGUCCAGUAAAAUCCACAUGGGCAAAGGUACUCAGUAGUGAGAAUUUGGGGGUUUUGUAUUAAAACUUUCAUGCUGCAAGCCUCAAGUAAAGCGUACAGCAAAUAUGCCCUUGCUGACUAGCCAUUCUGUUAGGUUGAGUUAAAUGGUAUAUCCAAAAAUCAAUUAUGUACUUUUAGUACAAUUUGCUUGGAACGAAGUCUCAGAAGGAAAACUAACAUUGCAUGUCCCGAUUAAUAUAUCCAUUUAGCUGAAGAAAAAGUAGUUUUAAAAUUUUUGUGAGGCAAAGGACAUAAAAAAACCAAACUCAAACCUAUUAUUUUAAAACACACACAAAACUUUAUGGCCUUGAACUUUUGGCUAAUGUUUGUGUACACAAAGCUGCAUGUAUUUCUCUAAAAAGCAAGCAACCCUAUGUAAAUGCCUGAUUUUGAAAAGUGUUGGGCACUUCUUUGGAGCUGCAGAUCACCUUCAAUUACAUAUGAAAUCCAUCAGAAAUGAGAGUACCUCACAUGACUUGCUGUGUUCAGUCUAGUACUAAGUAAGGUAUUAGUAGAGCUAGAAAAAUAAGGGUGCAAUGCUACACAGUAAAGUAGCUCCACUGAAACCUAAGCAAGUAAAGAUUUGCACUGGGUCUUCUGAUAGAUGGCCAGUCUUAGUCACGUUGGCUGCAGUGACAGAAUUCAUGCUGACGUUGGAAACGGCUGGGUUAAAGACACAAUCCUGAUCUUAAGUAGAAGCUUUGCUACUGAUUUUAAAACAUGAAUCAAGCCUAGAAGUACUGCUCUGUAACCCCACACAGUAGUAAUGUACCUGUUUAAAGUCUCUGACUUCAUAUGGCAUCUAUCUUCCUUUUUUUAGGGCUAAAAAAGCUUUCUGUUUUAUACACAAGGAGUAACCUCAGGUGUUUUUCUGAAUUACGUCCAAGUUUGUGAUAUCCCAGAACUUAGCCUAUACCUGUGAAAAGCUUUAUAAGAUACUCAGCAUUUUCAUAUGGAGAUCUACAUUAGAUCAAAUGCUAGCAAGACAAUUUUCCUUGUACCUUUGUAAGUAUUGCUACUAAAAAAAUAUAAAGGAUGUAACCUACAACUGGAUAGUUAUUCUAACGCAAGGAUCACUGAUUCAUAUUUAAAUAAAAAUGACUUUUGCAAUUUUGUACUCUUCCAAAAGCUUUAAUUAUGCAUUGGCUACUAAUGCAACAUCCAUUCACACUGCUCAUGUCUGUCAGGGGGUCACCCACUAUAUACCUGUUGGUCAAAUAAUGCCUCUUAUAAUCUGUGAAGUUACUCAAAUUUAGUAGCACCCAUUUAGAAUGUAUGCAGUUGUUCAGUGAGCUAACUUUUAUGGUCAUUUUGAGAUGUAUCAUUGCGUUACCAAAAUACUAAAUAAAGUUAUUCUUACACUGCC